Molecule: messenger RNA, 4273 nt
Organism: Cyclopterus lumpus (lumpfish)
Lineage: Eukaryota; Metazoa; Chordata; Actinopteri; Perciformes; Cyclopteridae
Product: desmoglein-2-like
Exons: 14
Coding region: 119-3628 (1169 amino acids)
Biological process (GO): homophilic cell-cell adhesion
Cellular component (GO): plasma membrane; desmosome
Molecular function (GO): calcium ion binding
Source: RefSeq, a predicted model, not a curated record
AAGUCUGCCCGAAACCAGCGCCGCACUGCAGACGGAGUCGAGUUGGUCGCGAACUCGCUUCAAGAGGAUUAACAACCUUUUUUUAUAUACAUAUAUCAUUUCUUUUUUCUUCAAGCUGAUGGCUCCGCUGUUGAAAUGCAGCCCUUUUAUUCUGCUGGUGACCUUCCUAGCUCUGGUUCCUGUGGGGGCAGAGUGGAUCGUUGCUCCGAGACAGCUGUACGAGAACAAUGAUUACACCGGCUUGGAGAGUAUUGCUAAGAUUCGCUCUGAUAAGGUCAACUACACAAGGAUAUUUUAUUCCCUAUCGGGGCCUGGUGUUGACCAGCCCCCUGAAGGUAUAUUUGGUAUCGACCGUAACACUGGCUUUGUGAGAAUCUUUUCCAUUCUGGACCGAGAGGCGUUCUCAGUCUAUAACUUAAAAGGCAUCGCAAAGUUCGCCGAUGGGAGCAGAGCUGAAAAGGAUAUCGACCUCGACAUCAUUGUUUUGGAUGUGAACGACUGCCCUCCCGUCAUUAAAGUACAGCAAGUCGGAUCCGUCAGUGAAUCAAGUGCAGCAGGUACUGUUGUGAUGAGAGUUAUCGCGACGGAUGAUGAUGAAAAGAACACACUAAACUCCAAGAUGCACUACAGCAUUGUGGAGCAGAGUAACACAGCUGGGAUGUUCUUCAUCAACUCUCAGACCGGGGAGGUCCAAGUUCGGCAGAACACUCUCGAUAGGGAGAGACAAGAUACAUAUAGGUUGCAGAUAAAAACCUCGGACUUGAAUGGACAAGCUGGAGGAAACACAGGAACUGGAGAAAUUGUGGUCAAAAUUCUGGACAUAAACGACAAUGUUCCAACCAUGGAGAAAGAAUUGUAUGAAGGGAGUGUGAAGGAGAACACUAUCAACACGGAGGUGAUGAGGAUCAAAGCAAUGGACAUGGAUGUGAUUCACACUGACAACUGGCUCGCUGUGUUUGAAAUUGUCUCGGGGAAUGAGGCUGGCUAUUUCAACAUCACUACUGAUUCGGUGACCAAUGAAGGAAUUAUCACCAUUCACAAGGCCUUGGACUAUGAGGAGCAACGGUUGGUCAACUUGCAAGUGGCUGUUGCCAACAAAGCAGCGUACAAUUUUGGCAGCGGGACUAUAACUGCGCUCCCGCCCCAAAAGGCCUACCGAGUCAACAUCAACGUGAUCAAUGAGAAGGAAGGCCCCCGAUUCCAACCAAGUGUCAAAGUGGUGACUAUCUCCGAGGACCACACGACCGUCGCCAUCAAUAAAGUAAUCGCCAACUACGCCGCCAUUGACAGCGACACGCUAAAGACAGCCACCGACGUAAGGUAUGCUAAAAUCAAAGAUGAUGACAACUGGUUGAUUAUUGAUGAAAAAACAGGCGAUAUCAAGCUGAAUAAACUACCCGACAGAGAGUCCAAGUUCUUGAUCAAUGGAACAUAUUAUGCCAAAAUUAUAAGCAUCAACAACGAUGUUCCCGCAAAAACUGCCACAGGGACCAUCGCCAUCCAGGUGGAGGACUUUAACGACCACUGUCCUAAACUGACCGCGACAUCUCAGACCAAGUGCCUCGAGGACGAUGUGAUCUACGCCACGGCCGUAGACGAAGACGAGUUCCCCAAUUCCGCACCGUUCGAGUUCACUGUGAUUCAGGGGAGCACAAAGGAGAAAUGGACAGUGGAGCAUUUUAAUGAGACCACAGCCAUUCUGCGAGACCAAGGCAACUUGUGGCCCGGCUCGUACAAAGUGGCGGUGGAGGUCAGAGAUCAGCAGGGAAAGUCGUGCGCUGAUGUUCAGAUAGUGGAGGUAAAUGUGUGUAAUUGCGACGCCGGCACUAAAAGCUGUGGGUCGCGCAUAACAAAGACGGCAGGUUUUGGAGCUUCGGGUGUCCUGCUUCUGCUCCUGGGACUGCUGCUGCUACUGUUGCUGCCCCUUCUGCUGCUGUUCUGCCUGUGUGGAGGUGCAGCAGCCAUUGGAGAUUUCAAGGCCAUUCCAUUUGAUACAAAACAACAGCUCAUCUCAUAUCACACCGAGGGACAGGGAGAAGACAGGGAAGUUCCUCUUCUACAUGCGAUAGGGGAUAUUGAUCUUGGCACAAUACAUGCCAGGAACAACAACACCUAUGAGGGAAAAGGAUUCCUAGGGGGAAUGAUUGAAUUAGGAGGCGCCGCAGGUGGAAGCGGUGCCCGACACACUUCCACCUUGACAGCCGAGAACAUGGACCAGUACAACCAGUAUCGCCAUUCCAGUGGGCAGGUUGGGAUGGACCACAUGGAUGCUGGGAUGAUGACAGGACAAAGACAACAGUUCUCCCAAAACAGGGCUGGCAUCUUCGAUGGGAUGGCUCUUUCUAAUCAGUUCCUGGGGGAGUAUUAUUCAAGUAAAUCCAACCAUGCUGCACACCAAUCCCAGCAGAAGGACGGUUUUCUCAUCUAUGACUAUGAAGGCCAGGAGUCCCUCGCAGGUUCUGUAGGUUGCUGCAGUCUUCUUGACAAUGAUAAUGACCUUGCCUUCCUUGAUGACCUUGGGCCUAAAUUCAAAACCCUGGCUCAGAUUUGUCAGGGGUCAACCUUGGUGACAGAGUCUGUGGAUGCGCAGGUUUCAUUCUCUCCACCCAGACCGGUGUCUCCUGUCUGGCCCUCCGCUUCCACCCACACACAUGUCAGUACUCACACGGAGACAAUCAGGGACAGGGACCGCAUGAACAUCAACACCCUCAACACCUCUAAUGUAGCGUCUGGAUCCUCCACUAUCGUGCAGGAGGAGCGAAUCACUGAGAGAGCCCAGGGUUCAACCACUUCUCCCACGGUACACGUGCAAGACAACAUUGUGAUUCCCAGUCCGACGAUGCUCAUACAGCAGCCCACUAUGUACUAUGCUGCCACUCCCAUGUAUGUAGUCGAGUCCAAUCCCCAAAUGGUGCUUGUGGCAGGGGGGAACCAGCAGGCAGUAGGUCAAGUCGGCCAAGUUGGGCUAAGUCAGGGGCUGGUACAGGUUGGUGGUCUGCAAGGAACUCAGGGCCUGGUGCAGAUUGGUGGCCUACAAGGUACUCAAGGCCUGGUGCAGAUGGGUGGCCUGCAAGGAACUCAGGGCCUGGUGCAGGUUGGUGGCAUGCAAGGAACUCAGGGCCUGGUGCAGGUUGGUGGCAUGCAAGGAACUCAGGGCCUGGUGCAGGUUGGUGGCAUGCAAGGAACUCAGGGCCUGGUGCAGGUUGGUGGCAUGCAAGGAACUCAGGGCCUGGUGCAGGUUGGUGGCAUGCAGGGAACUCAGGGUGUGGUCCUUGUAGAUAGGCAAGUAGGAAUGGGUGGAGUGACGGGGCAGGUAGCACAAGGCCUUUCACAAGGAACCCUCUCCAGGUCCAGGCAAGUGUUUGUGGUGGAGAAUGGGUCCUCGGGUGAGGCGCAAGGUGUGAGCUUAGCACAGGGCAUUGAUCAGACAGGACGUGGGUCUGCAGAGCAGGGUCCGGCGAUCAGAGGUCAAGGUUUUCAGGUUCAAAGUAGGAGUUUUUCACUGGCUUCCCAUGGUUCUACAGGGCCAAAUGAGGAUGUUGCCCUGACAGCCACACCCAAAUUGCAGGGAAGCCAGAGGGUUGUUGUGCAACGUAAAAAGGUCUCAGUCACUGAGAGAAAUAUUUAAUCUAGUACAAGAGCGUAAAGCAGCCUUUUUGUUAAGCAAAUCCACUAUUGUCACACUUGUUUUGAGAUAUACUGAAAUAUAUUUCAGUAUACAAAAAUAUAUUUCAUAAAAUGUAAUACUGUAUAUAAAUACAUGUGUGUUCAUACAUGUCGUGCAGAUUGUGAUAAAAUAUGAUAACAUUGGGAAAAGGAUAGUUUAGUCUGUUGGACCAAAAGUGAAAUUCUGCGUGUCCUCAUCUAGUAACAACACUACUACUUAAAGUAGUUAACUCGUGGUAUCGACUAUGUGACUACCGUGGCCAUAGAAAGCAUUGCAUUUCUAUACUAAUGCUGUUUAGUAAAAUUAUUCUGACAUUUGUUGAUGGACGUGCAUGCGUUUCUUGUAUGCUAAAACGAACAUUAAUUGAAAGUAAUUGUCAAGAAUAAGAUUGGGACAAAGCAACUGAUUGUCAGAGGCCUUACAUGACUUCUCUUGUUACACCGCAGCCAACUGAAAACCUUGGCAAGUGGGAUUUCCAUCUUUCUCUUGUCCCAAGAAAGACCAGUUCUGCACCAAAUGACAGCCCUAAAAGCACUGUAUUUAUUUCAAGUUCAAAACUCGAGUGGCUUAAGGGUGGGAACCGCUAAAGUACACACAAACUAGAGC